GGCUAUUGUCCUUUUGACUAAAAUUCACGUGACAGAUUUUGACGACAAUCCAACGUGAUGCUAGUCACGUUAUCUGUCACGUGUAAUGCUCCAUGCCAUCGCUGUUGACUCUCCAGCGCUGUCUCCACUCCAGCAACGCCAAUUACGAAUCCCUUCCUAUUGCGAGCCAGGAACUCUCCACAUAAAGAACAGUUCGUCGCAGCUAUAGUCCUGACGCAAAAUGGGCACAUCUCAAUUCCCUUCGCCCUUCAGCGUGAAGCGGAUUAACCGCAAGGUCAACAACGACACCGACUCCGAUAACACAGACACAUUCAUCAAUGCCAAAAAGCCCAAUGGCCAACGAAGCAUACACAUCCAAGCUGCAGGCAAUGUUAGCAACACGUACAAGUCAUAUUCGUCAUUUAAUACCACCCAUAAAGUGAACGAGGAUCCAGAGGAAUUGAUUGACUGGAUCAGUAACAUCGACAUACGGUACAAACAACUAGCUCAUAAACAGCAUGAGGAAGCCAAGCGCUUGGUCGAGGAUCAGAAACUGCAGUUAGCGGAGAAAGAAUUACAGGAAAAGUAUAGAAACAAGAUCUACGAAGACGAGUUUGAAAAAUUGGCUCGUGUAGUCGCCAGAGAGGAAGAACCUGUAAAAGAACGGCAGGAGGAUGUGGACAAUUAUGAACAUUACGAAGAAGACGAUGAUGAGCUAGAUCAGGAAGAGGAAGAGGAAGAGGAAGAGGAAGAGGAGGAUGAAGAAGAAAUAGAAGAAGACGAUGAUGAUAUAAUUGUAUUAGGGUCCGAGUCGGAGGAAGAAGCUCCUCCAGCACCCGCUUCUCAUAUCCAUUCAGCUCAAGUGCUCCACAAACCCAGCCUUUUAUCUUCUGGCCCAACUAUGAAAUCAUCCAGCGAGUUGUUCGCUGACCAAGCUGAACAGGAAGCGCAAGAAGAAGAUGAAGAUGAAGAUGAAGAUGAAGUGGAUGAGGAUGAGGAUGAAGUGGAUGAGGAUGAGGAUGAAGUGGAUGAGGAUGAGGAUGAAGUGGAUGAGUAUGUGCAGGAUCAGGAGGAAAUGGAAGAAGAAGAGGACGACUACGAGGAGGAGGCAGAUGAUUUUGACAUUAACGAUGAAGUGGACGAGGCCCCGGCAAUAGAAAAUAUCGGUCAAAACAAUCAAGUUCAAACGCUUCAUGAUCAGAAUCCCCAACACUACCCCUCUGAGCAGAGCCAGCAUUUAUCAUACACACUCCAAAAUGGCAGACCAAGAUUAUCAAACUACGGUUACCAUUUACAUCAGCAAGAAGAGAAUGCUGAGGAAGGAAGUGAGAACGAGGAUAUUGAUUCCAAUGAAUAUUCAGAGCAGGAAAGUGACCACAAUGACAUAAAUGCAUAUUCGACUCAUUCUCAAUCUCAUCAAAAUCAACCUUACGAAGUAAAUGAAUCAUAUGUCCAAACAAAUAAGGACUUUUCUCAUUUUUCACAGCAAGCAGAAGGGAAUGACAUUGAAGAUGAAUCAAUAAUUGUGCUAGAUUCCGAAGAAGAUGAUGAAGGCGAACAAGAAAUCGAACGAGAAGACGAACAAAAUGUAGGGGAAGAAGAUGAUGAAGAUGAUGAAGAUGAUGAAGAAGACGAAGAAGAAGAUGAUGAUGAUGAUAAUGAGGAAGAGGAGGAGGAAGUUGAAGAAGAAGCAGAAGAAGACUCUUUGGAUAAUAUUGACCACCAAGAUGCUGAUCAGAUAGAAGAAGAUGAUGACCAAAAUGAAAGUGGUUAUCAGAAGUCGCCACAAUUUUCAGAAGCUGAGGCCCAACAACUUCAACAAGUAGCAGCGCAGUUGCAAGAAUUACAGUCUGAACAAUCUCCCUUCAAUAACCUUCUAGAUGGUCGUAAUAUAGAAAACUCGGCAGAUGCCAAUUUCUCGAGAUGGGCUGAUGUAAUGCUUGAACAAGCUAAUUCUGGUACAUUUAAUGAGCCUCAAUCUUCCAAUCACCAACUGGUGUCUAAUUUCUCCACAGGUCGAGCAUCUGGAUAUGCUACUGAAUAUGAAUUCACUGACACUGCAAUUAAUAUUGAUGAAGAGGAACCAGAAAAAGUACCUCAUGAUGACAUUGCCCCCUUACCUACCGCAUUCUAUGCUAAUGAGUUGGAGUCAAAGGAUGAUAAGGAGGUCAUGGAAAUAAUUAGCGAAGAUGAGAAAACUGAGGGCUCUUUAGCAGACGAGGAGAUGGAGGAGAUCGUUCCUGAAGAAAUUAAAUCGUCGAAUCACUCUGCAGAUGCAGAAAUGAUAGAGCAGUUACAGGAAGAACAAGAACCUGCUCACCAUCCUGUACCAAUUUUUAGAACUGUCAAAGAAGAGUCCCCAGAAGACACUUUAUUAAAGCUUAAACAAAUUGAUAAGAAGUUCAAUCUUCAUUUAAGCUCCGUGGCUGAUCUUGAAAAUGAAAUCAGAUUGAGAUCGUCUCCCUUUGGAUCUGUUGAGCCGGUGGGAACCGAGGACAUUGAAGAAGGUAUACAGGAAGAUCAACACCAGAUUAACAGCAGCAUCCCCAUUCAGGUGCUGCAAGUCAGGGAUGCAGAUUCCGCUGACCCGUUCGUGGAUGCUGACGUUACAUUUGAUUUACAAACCAGCGAACCCUUAAUAUUAAACCAAGGAGAUUAUGAAAGAGAUAGUCAACUUCAAACUAGCCAGGCUGAGCGGAUCAAAGAAGCCCCCGAUACAUCUGUGGUUCUCGAAAAUGAAAGCAAUGGAGACGUAGUACCUGAACCAAAUCCUGAAGUAUUGGUUGGAAAUAUUGAAAAUGCUGAAGGUCAAUUGAAUAGCGAUGAGCACAAUCUGGUGCCAUCACACCUUGUCGGUGCUACUAGUGCUGCCAUUAACAAUAUUGAGGUUCCUAUAUUAGAUAGUAUUGGGAGUGAAGAUGGUGAAUACUCAGAGCUGGAGGACGAUGAACACAAUGAGAACGAGUACGAAGCAUUGGGCCAUCAUUUGAAAUCUGAGAAGUUGGAUCAUAUAAUUGAUGAGGUUCUUGAGGAGAUAUCACACGGAGGUACUGACAGGCAAAACAUCGACGUAUCAAACGAUUCAGCCAACAGUUCUCAAAUUGUAUUUAGUCAAGUCGAAAAGAGCCCAGAAAGUAUCCCAGACUCAUCAUCACAAGUUAACACCGAAAAUACUAGACCCGUGGAACCAACACCUGAAGUCGAGAAUAUAAUGCAAUCCGAUAACAAUGAAGCAAUUGAAAUCGAUGAAGAUGAAACUUUCCAUGACGAUAUCGAAACCAAAACCAAAGAAGUUGAACCUGAUGUUGAAACCAUCGUAAGCGACGUGGAAAUGGAUAUUGAAGAAGUACACCUGAAGUCGCCAAGCCCAAACAACCUAGGAUCAGACAAUGAGCUUAUUGAAUCUGAUCUCAAUCUCGGUGAAAAAGUAAACCCAUUGGAGUUUGAACAGAAUCAACAAAUUGCUGUACCCGUUCAAGUUGAGGAGAAUCUCUCGAAAGGUAAUCUAAUUGGCAUAACACAAAAUAUCACAGAAGAUCUCAAUGAACAUUUGGCACAAGAAACUUUGAAUGCCGCGGAAAAGGAACUUGUUGAAGAUGUGGUACAUAAUGCCGCUGAGUUGGCUGAAUUAAUUGGUCAAGAGGCGGAAGAAGUCUCUCGAUCUAUCAUACAACAGAAUCGUUCAGAUGAAGGAAUUGAAGAGUCUGUAUCAGAUCCGGAAACCCAAGAUAGUAUCCAGAAGAUAACUGAAACUGCUGAAGCUACGGAAGUUACACAAGCUUUUGAGUCAAUAGAGCCAAAUUCCGGUGACUCCGCUGACGAUUUGCCUUUAGACAAUGAAGAGAAAUGGGUUGAUGCUUCCGAUAUUGAAGCGUCACCACUUGUGCAGGAAGUUUCUGAGGUUGCUGAAGAGAUUGACCAUGAGGCUGAGAAGUUGAGUCAAGAAAUUUUAGCACCUCUUGAAACUGAUAGUCUCGAGGAGGAGGAUAGAAAGACAGUAGAAGUCGCACAAGAAGCAGCCAAGCUUGCUGAAGAUAUUGAAGUUCACGCAGGUAUGUUGGAUCAAGAAAUCUCUGAAAUUGUUGAAGCAGGAGCAGAAGAGUUGGUUCAAGAUGUUGCACAGGUUGCAGAGCAAAUAUCUGAACACGCUGAAACAAUUGCAGGCGAGAUCGCAGAAGUAAUCGCGGAAGAAAUUACGGAAGAUAUCGAGCAAGGUAUUGAGCAAGAAGUUGUGGAAGACAUUGCGGAAGAUAUUGAACAAGAAAUCGAGCAGGAAAUCGAGCAGGAAAUCGAGCAUGAAAUCGAGCAAGAAAUUGAGCAAGAAAUCGAGCAAGAAAUCGAGCAAGAAAUUGCGGAACAGAUUGCGGAAAGUAUCGAGCAAGAGAUUGAGCAAGAGAUUCAAGAAAUUGGCAAUAUAGUGGAAGCCGAGAAUAACCAAAAAUCAGAUGCUUUACGUUCAGCAGUAUCCUCGAAUGAGCAGAAUGAUACUGACUCCAGUUCGAAGGAUACUUUGAGCAUUUCUAAUAGAGUGACCGAAAUUGAUGAAAGUGAUCUAGGUAUCGAAGUUGAAAACUUCAUUGAAGUGGAAGAUAGGGUUUCUGAAAACUUCUCCGAAGACUUUGCCGACUCGCUUGAAGCCAACACAAAGGAAAAAGUCAUCGAAGAAUUGGAGACCGUAGAAUCAGGAUUUCAGGAAAUCGUGCAUACAAACGAAGGAAUUAAGGACGAAAGUGUCACUGCCACUUUUGGAAGAACAAUAUCAUCGGAUGAUGUUUCCAUUGAGACAAUCGAUGAAGAAUCUGAACCAAUUAGAACCACCAAUGCAGAAGUUGAUGAGGUUCGGCUCUCGUCGGAUGAAGGUGAUGAUAAUUCCGAUAGCAAGAAGCCCCCAUUCCUUUACAUUAGGGAGCUUAGGGAAUCGUCUGUUUUCAGCCAAUCCGACGUUAUUAGGCCUGGAAGUAUAGAGGAAGUUGAAACUGUUAUCACCCAAGCUCAAGAAAUCGAUCUUUCUGUCGAGUUUGUGGAAGAAACAGCCGGAAUUGAGGUUAUUCAGAGAACGGCUGAAGUCAUAGAGCCUGAUAGCGAUGUUGAAGAUGAAGCAGAGUCCGCGUUGCCAGAAAUCUCAUCCAAUUCUGAUAAAGUUCAAGUCGAUUCUGAGAGUCAAGAACAAGAUCUCAACAAUCUCGCUCCUAGUGAGACCACAUCUCCAAGAAAACGACACUUGGAGGAUGAUGAACCGACAGUCAGCUUCAAAAGAUUCAAGACUUUCUUUCAAAAAUUUAUUCCGACUCGAUUCAAGAAAUCUGUUCGGCGUCCGGAAUUACAACCAACAGGUGAUAGUGACAAUGAAAUAAAUAUCAAUACUGGGUAUGCAAGUCUUGAAGAUGAAAAUGAAGAGCAGCACUCGGAACAAGAAGAUAGAACUAACCAAACCGAUAUCAGUUCUGCGGAAAAGAGUAAUACACCAAUGGAAGCAGUUCUUGAUAGGCUCACUACCGAAAAUCAAAAAGUUAUUUCAAAAGAGAUUCCAGAUAUCAAUGAUGACGAAGUAUUGUUUGGUGAUAUUGAAGAGGUCAAACAUGCAAAAGAAGUUGCACAAGAGGAAUCUGAAAUAGAUUCUAAAGAAGAGGAAAAGGAGAUCGAGGAAGAGCUUGCUGAAAUUGCAAGGAAGCUGGAAGAUCCUGUUUUUAGUGGUGAUGAGGUUAUUGAGCAAGAACCGGAUUCGGGAGAAUCAACUGUAAAACAGGAUGAAUCUUUAGAUGAGGUUGAACUGCCCGAGGCUUCUGAAUCAACUGGUAAUGAAGAACUGUUGAACGAGCAACCAGAACAAGAAGUCGAAGUAACACCUGGUGAUGUCGCAGAUUUUGAGAAUAAUUCAGAAUACGAUAAUAAGGAAUCGGAGCAUGAAGAUGAGAUCAUUCCAGAUAUUAUUGUGGGUAAAGCUGCUGAGAAUAAUUCAGAUAACGAAAAUGAAAACGGUUCUGAUGACAGGACCAAUGUAACUUCUAAUCGGGACGAAUCUAGCAUUGAGACUAAGAAAGAAGAAUCGAACUCCAUUGCUCAGGAUCAGGCUAUGAAUCUCGAUUCAGGAAUUGAUGGUUCCGACACACACCCAGAAAGUGACAGUGAAGGGGAGGGAUCCAACGAGGGCCUCUUACCCUCAUUAGAAGAUGAUCUAGAAAAGAAACCUCGUGUUAAAAGGGUGCUUGGCCUCGAGAUUGGUGAAGUUGAUUUAGAACCCAGGAGAUCUUUGAGAAGCGGUCAUAUUUAUGGAGAAAACGGUUCCCCUGUAACCUCACCCAAGAAGCCCACCAAGACCACGAAGGUGUUGCCAAAGCUAGACAUUCCAAAGCAAAGAGAUUUCACUCACAGUUCACCAACUGACUCCAGUAGAUCACCACUGCGGAAGGGCUCUGGAGCGCACAAUUGGAGAUUGGAAGCAACUGAAGAUAGGCCUGCCCAGCGGACUCGGUCUAAAUCACCAUUGAAGAGAAGCAUGAAAGAAAUCCUUGGUUCUAAGGAAGAGCAAGCUACAAGAAAGAGAAAGGACUCUGGAGGUGAUGUUGAGGAUGACCACGCACAAGAACCAAGUUCCAAGAAGCGUGCAAAAGGCCAGAAAACCUAUAAGGGACACAUCAGAACUCGAAGCCAGGACGUUAAAAGCGAAGACGAAUCGCAAAGAGGCAGACCAAGAGGCAGACUGUAAUUUUUGAUUAUGUAUCUAACCAAGACAUUUGAGUUUAAUAUUUUUGACAUUGAUGUAGGCAGAGAAAC
Suhomyces tanzawaensis NRRL Y-17324 is the source of this 6753-nucleotide messenger RNA. RefSeq lists its product as uncharacterized. The record is from RefSeq and is a predicted model, not a curated record. The transcript has a single exon. Lineage: Eukaryota; Fungi; Ascomycota; Pichiomycetes; Serinales; Debaryomycetaceae. The coding region runs from base 221 to 6685 and encodes 2154 amino acids.